AUGGCAUGUAUCUCUGCGUCCUCCUUCGGAAAUAUUAACAUUUUAAGCAGUGGAAUACCAGCAAAGCGAGAGCAGCGUGGCGCAGUGGAAGCGUGCUGGGCCCAUAACCCAGAGGUCGGUGGAUCGAAACCACUCGCUGCUAAUCGUUUUUCUGCUCCACCAUGUCGUUGGACUGCUUCCUUAGUUAAUCAUUGUAUCUCUGCGUCCUCCUUCGGAAAUACUAAAAUUUUAAGCAGUGGAAUACCAGCAAAGCGAGAGCAGCGUGGCGCAGUGGAAGCGUGCUGGGCCCAUAACCCAGAGGUCGGUGGAUCGAAACCACUCGCUGCUAAUCGUUUUUCUGUCCUCCAUGUCGUUGGACUGCUUCCUUAG
This is a messenger RNA of Necator americanus (New World hookworm), 369 nucleotides long. RefSeq lists its product as uncharacterized. Lineage: Eukaryota; Metazoa; Nematoda; Chromadorea; Rhabditida; Ancylostomatidae. The transcript has a single exon. Bases 1 to 369 code for a protein of 122 amino acids. The record is from RefSeq and is a predicted model, not a curated record.